This is a messenger RNA of Ictalurus furcatus (blue catfish), 1330 nucleotides long. It is a transcript of the gene gadd45ab, whose product is annotated as growth arrest and DNA-damage-inducible, alpha, b. Gene Ontology annotation, cellular component: cytoplasm; nucleus. The coding region runs from base 91 to 723 and encodes 210 amino acids. The transcript has 4 exons. The record is from RefSeq and is a predicted model, not a curated record. Gene Ontology annotation, biological process: regulation of cell cycle. NCBI's taxonomy places the organism in Eukaryota, Metazoa, Chordata, Actinopteri, Siluriformes, Ictaluridae.
AAGAGUCCCUAUGCUAAUUAGAAGCAAGAAAAGGGGCGCUCUUUCACUGACGUUCGUGCUCACGCUACUGUCGGGCCAAUAGGAGUCCGUAUGCAAAUUAAAGGGGUACAAGGGACUAUCUUCGCUCGCGCGGCUUCAUACCCGGCAGAUUCUGGUGAGGAGCUCGUGCGUGCUUUUCCGAGCGCCUUAGGAUUACUGGCACAGAGAGCUGCAGAGUUUACCUCACGGAUUAUUUACCUGAUGUGCAAUAUGACCUACGAGGAAUUUUGCGGAGAUAACGCCACGGAAAGAAUGGACUCUGUGGUGAAGGCACUGGAGGAGGUGCUGACUGCUGCUUUACCUCAGGGCUGUAUCACAGUCGGAGUUUACGAGGCUGCAAAAUCACUCAACAUAGAUCCAGACAACGUGGUCUUGUGUCUUCUAGCUACAGAUGAGGAGGACGUCCAGGACGUCGCCCUUCAGAUCCACUUCACACUAAUCCAGGCCUUCUGCUGCGAAAACGACAUCAACAUCUUGCGUGUAAACAACAUGAGACGGCUGGCGGAGAUCCUGGAUGGUGUCAAGCCAAUGGGAGGAGAGCCAGUGGACCUGCACUGUGUCUUGGUCACUAAACCACAGUCAUCUGCAUGCAAAGACCCAGCCUUGAGCAAACUGAAUCGUUUCUGCAGAGACAGUCGUUGUUUGGAUCAGUGGGUACCCGUCAUCAAUUUGCCUGAACGAUGAGACAAAGCAGACGGAUCACAUCACGAAUCACACAAGCUACUGCACCGUAUUUGUGUAUACCUGCCUCGGCCGAAACCCUGGAUUGUCUUUACAUUGCCACAAGGAGGAUGACAGGAGGGGGAAAAUCGACAAAAUGCAAGGAACAAGGAAAUCUAAUCCACCUGCCACGCUGAUCAGGAGCAUGGGGAUUUUCUUUCAGGCCGGAGAGCAAGGCAUGAACAGAAAGCAUGACUCAGCAGGGUUUUAGCAAUGUUGACACGGAAUGAACAGCUCCUGCCUUUCCGGAAUAAUGAGACUGUACCGGAAAUCAAAGGACCAGAAUAAAUCUGAGUGACUGCACUGAGCACGACUCAGACUGAUGGAUUACUAAACACGUUUCCAAAACAGAAUGUUCUGGAACCUGGAGAGGACUUUUAACUUAUGAUGUUUAAUUAUUACCUUUUAAUUAUCCUAACUAUUUAAAUGGGGGAAAUGGUGUUUUUGGUUCUGCAAAACAGAUGAGUUUUGUAAAGCUUCACCUUUUUCGUGACCGUUCUCUUUGUCUGUCUGUUUAAUGUGUUAAUUUAAUGAAUUGUAUUUAUGUUGCAAUGUACUGUUUCUUUUUUUU